Molecule: messenger RNA, 8844 nt
Organism: Balaenoptera acutorostrata (minke whale)
Lineage: Eukaryota; Metazoa; Chordata; Mammalia; Artiodactyla; Balaenopteridae
Gene: ATP2B4
Product: ATPase plasma membrane Ca2+ transporting 4
Exons: 22
Coding region: 891-4622 (1243 amino acids)
Biological process (GO): regulation of cytosolic calcium ion concentration; calcium ion transmembrane transport
Cellular component (GO): membrane; intracellular membrane-bounded organelle
Molecular function (GO): P-type calcium transporter activity; ATP hydrolysis activity; PDZ domain binding
Source: RefSeq, a predicted model, not a curated record
CCUCCCGCUCCGGCCGGGCUGGUGAGCCAGAGUCUGCCGGAGUUGGCUGGAGCUGUUGCCAUGACAAGCAUUUUCUCAAGAAAGCUCUGCUGUUGAAACCGUCUAAAGCUGGGGGUUGAAAGGGGGCACGAACUUCCUGGGGAACCAUCCCUCCGAGGAGAGUAAGACCAGAGACACCCGCCCAGCUCCCCUGCACCCUUUCCUUCCAGAAACCUGAGAGGUCCUUCCCUUUGGGAGGGCCGGGGAAGGAGACCCAGCCCACUCCCUGGUCGUGGCUGGAAAGGCCGAAGAGACCAGCCAGCAUCUCCGGCGUGGUUGCCACAUUGGACCGGUGGGUGGUCACCCCCACCCUACCCCUGUGCAUGGAAAGCCAGAGGGAGAUUCCCGCGUGGAGAAGCCCGGAUCUUUGCUAGAAAGAGAGAGAUCCCGUUGUCAUCGGUAUCCAGGGAACCCUCCUCUUCCUCCUCCUCCUGCCGCCUCUCUACCACUGCAGUCGCUGGUUGUUGCUAAGGUUGCCUCCAUGGUAACAUGCACAUCCUGUUUACACCUCCAUCUGGGCAAGUUGGUCUAAGCUAGGAACCUACCUACCCUGGACAACCACUUCCAUCACCACCUGGGGACACCAAUCAUCGUGACACGUGGUCCGGUUCCACUCAGUUCCCCCAUCCUCUUCCUCCUCCCACUGCCAAGCUUCAUACUCAGAAAAGGAUCUGGGCUACGGGUUGCUACUCUGAAGCUUAUUGCACAAGAUAUAGUCGAUCUAUUUCCCAUCUGGGCUCCCAGUGAAGCAAAAAGUAAGAAGAAGUGAGGCAGAGAGGCAAGAGACCCUGAUCAGUGGAAGGGAAAUUUCACAUUUUCUCUGGUUGAGGGGCUUGGUAACAGCAGGCAAAAUGACGAACCCAACAGAACACGCCUUGCCAGGCAACUCGAUAAUUGAGAGCCAUGAAGGGGAAUUUGGCUGCACAGUAAUGGACCUGAGGAAGCUCAUGGAGCUGCGUUCAACUGAUGCAAUAAACCAGAUCAAUGUCCACUAUGGAGGAGUAAUGAAUCUCUGCAGUAGACUGAAAACCAACCCUGUGGAAGGCCUAUCUGGAAACCCUGCAGAUCUGGAGAAACGUAAACAAGUAUUUGGACAAAACUUGAUUCCCCCCAAAAAGCCCAAGACCUUUUUAGAAUUAGUGUGGGAAGCCCUUCAAGAUGUCACACUCAUCAUCCUGGAGAUCGCAGCCAUCAUCUCCCUGGUCCUGUCCUUCUAUCGCCCCCCUGGGGAAGAAAAUGAACAGUGUGGUCUAGCCGUAACUAGCCCAGAAGAUGAAGGGGAGGCAGAAGCCGGCUGGAUUGAGGGGGCAGCCAUCUUAUUCUCAGUGAUCAUCGUGGUGCUAGUGACUGCCUUCAAUGAUUGGAGCAAAGAGAAGCAAUUCCGGGGGCUGCAGAACCGCAUUGAAAAGGAACAGAAAUUCUCCGUUAUCCGAAAUGGUCACAUCAUUCAGCUCCCUGUGGCUGAGAUCGUGGUGGGUGACAUUGCCCAAAUCAAAUACGGUGACCUGCUGCCUGCAGACGGAAUCCUGAUCCAGGGCAAUGAUCUCAAGAUUGACGAGAGCUCUCUGACUGGGGAAUCGGACCAUGUCAAAAAGUCCCUGGAAAGAGACCCCAUGUUGCUCUCAGGGACCCAUGUCAUGGAAGGUUCUGGCCGAAUGGUAGUGACUGCUGUGGGUAUCAACUCUCAGACUGGAAUCAUCUUUACCCUCUUGGGGGCCAGUGAGGGGGAAGAGGAAGAGAAGAAGAAGAAAGGUAAAAAACAAGGAGUCCCUGAAAAUCGCAACAAAGCAAAGACUCAGGAUGGAGUGGCCUUGGAAAUCCAGCCACUCAACAGCCAGGAGGGGAUCGACAAUGAGGAAAAGGAGAAAAAGGCAGCCAAGCUGCCCAAAAAGGAGAAGUCGGUGCUGCAGGGCAAGCUGACGCGCUUGGCUGUUCAGAUUGGGAAAGCUGGUCUGAUCAUGUCUGCAAUCACAGUUCUCAUCCUGAUUCUGUACUUUGUGAUCGACAACUUUGUGAUACAGCGCAGACCAUGGCUGGCUGAGUGUACUCCCAUCUACGUCCAGUACUUUGUCAAGUUCUUCAUCAUUGGCAUCACUGUGCUGGUGGUGGCUGUGCCAGAGGGGCUGCCACUGGCAGUCACCAUUUCACUGGCUUACUCUGUGAAGAAAAUGAUGAAAGACAAUAACCUGGUACGGCACUUGGAUGCUUGUGAAACAAUGGGCAAUGCCACAGCCAUCUGCUCUGAUAAGACAGGCACGUUGACCAUGAACCGCAUGACUGUGGUGCAGGCUUAUAUCGGAGAAACCCAUUACCAUCAAAUCCCAAGCCCUGAUGUCCUCGUGCCCAAGGUCCUGGACCUUAUUGUCAAUGGUAUUUCUAUCAACAGUGCCUACACCUCCAAGGUUCUGCCUCCAGAGAAGGAGGGCGGCCUGCCGCGGCAGGUGGGCAACAAGACCGAGUGCGCGCUGCUGGGCUUCGUCACGGACCUGAAGCAGGAUUACCACGCCGUGCGCAGUGAGGUGCCCGAGGAGAAGCUCUACAAGGUGUACACCUUCAACUCGGUGCGCAAGUCCAUGAGCACCGUCAUCGAGAAGCCCCGCAGUGGCUACCGCAUGUACAGCAAGGGUGCUUCUGAGAUCAUCUUGCGCAAGUGUAAUCGAAUCCUGGACAAGAAAGGGGAAGCAGUGCCAUUCAAGAAUAAGGACCGAGAUGAGAUGGUCCACACCGUCAUCGAGCCCAUGGCCAGUGAGGGACUCCGGACUAUCUGCAUAGCUUACCGGGAUUUCAAUGACGGAGAGCCCCCAUGGGACAACGAGAGCGAAAUCCUCACUGAACUGACCUGUAUCGCAGUGGUGGGCAUUGAGGAUCCUGUGCGCCCAGAGGUACCGGAAGCUAUUGCCAAAUGCAAGCGAGCUGGCAUUACUGUCAGAAUGGUGACAGGUGACAACAUCAACACAGCCCGGGCCAUCGCCACCAAAUGUGGCAUUGUGACACCUGGGGAUGACUUUCUGUGCUUAGAAGGCAAAGAAUUCAAUCGACUCAUCCGAAACGAGAAGGGCGAGGUAGAGCAAGAAAAGCUGGACAAGAUCUGGCCUAAGCUCCGGGUGCUGGCGCGAUCUUCCCCCACUGACAAGCACACACUGGUGAAAGGCAUCAUCGACAGCACUGUUGGGGAGCAGCGGCAGGUGGUGGCUGUCACUGGGGAUGGCACAAAUGACGGGCCGGCUCUGAAGAAAGCAGAUGUUGGUUUUGCCAUGGGUAUUGCAGGCACGGAUGUGGCAAAGGAGGCCUCUGACAUCAUCCUAACAGAUGACAACUUCACCAGCAUCGUGAAGGCAGUGAUGUGGGGACGAAACGUCUACGAUAGCAUCUCCAAGUUCCUGCAGUUCCAGCUCACUGUCAACGUGGUGGCUGUGAUUGUGGCCUUCACUGGCGCCUGUAUCACCCAGGAUUCCCCACUGAAAGCCGUGCAGAUGUUGUGGGUUAAUCUCAUCAUGGACACUUUUGCCUCAUUGGCCCUGGCCACAGAGCCUCCUACAGACUCUCUGUUGAAGCGUCGCCCCUAUGGCCGAAAUAAGCCUCUGAUCUCACGCACUAUGAUGAAGAACAUCUUGGGUCACGCCGUCUAUCAGCUCACUGUCAUCUUUUUCCUUGUCUUUGCUGGUGAGAAAUUCUUUGACAUUGAUAGUGGGAGGAGAGCACCUCUUCAUUCACCACCCAGCCAGCACUACACCAUUAUUUUCAACACCUUCGUGCUGAUGCAGCUCUUCAAUGAAAUCAACUCCCGCAAGAUCCACGGAGAGAGGAAUGUCUUUUCGGGCAUCUUCCGCAACCUCAUCUUCUGCUCUGUGGUCUUGGGCACAUUCGUCAGCCAGAUUAUCAUUGUGGAAUUUGGGGGGAAACCCUUCAGCUGUACGAACCUCACCCUGUCCCAGUGGUUCUGGUGUCUCUUCAUCGGUAUUGGAGAAUUGCUGUGGGGCCAGGUCAUCUCCACAAUACCUACCCAAUCCCUGAAGUUCCUAAAGGAGGCUGGGCAUGGCACCACCAAAGAGGAGAUCACCAAGGAUGCUGAGGGGCUGGACGAGAUUGACCAUGCAGAGAUGGAGCUGCGCCGAGGCCAGAUCCUCUGGUUCCGGGGCCUGAACCGUAUCCAGACUCAGAUCGACGUAAUUAACACAUUCCAGACGGGAGCCUCUUUUAAGGGAGUCCUAAAGCGCCAGACCAUGGGUCAACACCUUGAUGUAAAACAUGUUCCUAGCUCAUCCUAUAUCAAAGUGGUCAAAGCAUUCCAUAGUUCCCUCCACGAAAGCAUUCAGAAACCCAAGAACCAAAACUCCAUCCACAACUUCAUGACCCACCCUGAAUUUGCCAUAGAUGAGGAGGGGCCACGAACACCACUCCUGGAUGAGCAAGAAGAGGAAAAUUUUGAAAAGGUCUCUAAGCCUGGGACUAGGAUGCUUCCGUUGGAUGGUGAGGUCACUCCACAAGCCAACAAAAACAACAAUGCAGUGGAUUGCUGCCAAGUGCAAAUUGUUGCCUGCCACUCAGACAGCCCUCUACACAGCCUGGAGACAUCAGUUUGAACUUCAUUCUCUGACUCCCAUUCCUGCCUUCCUUAUUUCCCUUUUCAUCUACCCCGUCACUAAGGGGAUGAUGGGACUUUUCACUGUCAUGUCAGCUGCUCCCAAGUAUGUGUGAACCCCCACCUGGCCAUGAAGAGGCAAGAGCACAGACCUACGAGGACUUCAGCUGAAACCUGAGUUGGGGUUUGUAGCAGGACCCAGUUAGACCCCAGGCAAGUAAUGAAUGGUAGAUCUACUCCUUGCCUGUAUCAGUUGUCAUUUUUAAAGAAAUGACAAGAAUCCUUUUGGCAUUUACCCCAACCCAAAUUCUCACCAGUAUUCAUACCUGUGUCAUCCAUCUCCUCAUUUCUGGAUUUUUACCCUAUGAGUCUGUGCUGUUUACAAGCUCAGUUAAAAGUUCAGAGUGACAAAUAUCCUCAAAUGAAAUGUGUUGAGGUAAGAAUGGAAGGUAUAGAAUCAGCCUAUAGAGUGAUUGUUUUAAAACAAUUUUUCCAUUUUGAAAACUUAUACCUAAAGCCCUUUACCUCUUUCUGCCCUUCCAGUCAAGCCUCCCCAUGGUCUCUUGGUCUUUUGUGACCAUUGUCUUCCUUAGCUUCACUAUUUUUUUUUUUUUAAGUUGUGAUGAUUAGAAAAUGGAAAGGACUUGGAUGAGUUAAGUCGACUUUGACCAUUCUCCCUUCUGGCCCCAGUGGAGCCCUUGAUUUAGUUCUAGAGGCAGAUAAGUUUCUUUGCUAACAGGGUCCUUUGGAAGCAAUUGAGAGCUAGUAAAAAUAUAUUCCUGUUGUUGCCAGGUUAUCUACUUCUAAACUGCCAUCUUGUCAGGUGUGUGUGGUUUCUAAGUGCCAGGGAGAUCAGCAUUGACGUGAAGCUUGCAUAUAUGCGGUUUGUAGUUUUUACUUGAAGCCUGACCUUUCUCCUGUUCCUAAAGUGGUGGCAAAGGAAUGAAUUAAGAAUGACCUUGCCUCCUAACUGGACUUGGAAAACAGACCAUCAAAGUCAACUCUGUGGAGUCCUCCUCAGGGUGACCACUACUGCUUUCAAAGCCAUCCACCAAGGCUCUUCCAGGGCAGGACCUGAUUGUUGGGAGAGUAAGUACUGAGCAGCCUUGGGAGAGACCAAAGUGCCAUUCCAGCAGCAUCUGAGCAAACCUUCCUCUCAGAAACCAGAAACCUUGAGCUUAGAUGGCUGGGGACCAGCUUUGACAUGCCCUUUAGUUUUCUAAUUCUACUCUUUGCCAUGUCCGCUAACAUCAGUCUCUGAAAAGGCCCCAGCCUUUCUCAAAUAUUCUGAUUUUGAAAACAUGUAUCCAAAGUGGGAGGCUUCAGUGACGCUUUGCCGACUUAAAGGAGCAAAAGACCCACCCUGUAAAGCUCGCCUCCUUCCACCCUCCCUCUUGCACACCCCACUCAAGCCCCCUCCAGAAUGUGCUCAAUGCUGCACUGUUAAGCCCUGUGCCUUCUCUCCCUGAACACUGCCCAAAGCAUCCCCUUCCCACCGGUCUCUCAGGAGCCAGGGACUUGGCUAGGAGAUUUGUUAAGUGUUCCUUAAUGCAACAGGGUGGAGCCGCGUUUGCAGGAUCUCCAUUUCUAUCCCUACCAUGCUGCUGUAAGCUCUUCCGUGUAGGGGUCAGCUCAUGUCUGCCAAUUCCCAUCUCCCACUGGGUAAAUGAAGCCUACCCCCUCUUUCUAGAGUGAUGGGAGUAGGGAGAAGGGGCUUGAGGCUGUUAGGAACUGCCAAAUUUCCAUUUGGGAGUCAGGUGACCCGAACCUCUCCUCUCCGGCCUUUUCUUCUGGAUCUCUCCUCCCUCACCCUUUCACCUGAGCUGCCCUAGGAAGGAAGAAUAAAGAAACAGUAUCCCCUGCACAUCCCUAUUACUACAUCAGCUACCGAUCUGAUUUUGGUUUUGUAAAGGUUACAUGUUUCAGUGAUCUUUUCUCUGUCUUCAGUACUAAUGGGGGAAAAAAUAGCUCACCCGAGGCGUUAGGUGUUCACAUAUAUAUUUAUUAAGUACAGUGGAAGAUUUAGUUCUGUCGAGUCUUUUUAUUACCUCAGAUCAGUUUUUAAAACAAACUUUGGAGGCUAUUUUAUCAUUCCUGCUCCCAAAAGACUCUCAUGGUGCCUGACAGGUUACUUGUGAGGGCUUGUGUCUACUUGUUUAAAGUCAAUGGGGAUUUUGUGUGUAUUCUAGUUUCCAUAGUAGGAGAGAAAAUAUAGACAUAUUAUGCAAAAAAAUAUAGUUUUCUUUAGAUGAGAAACUGAUAUUUUUUGAGUCAGCCAUAUGUACUUUGUUUAAAGGAUUUAAAAUAAAGUGCUGUCAUGUAACCCUGUGGAAGGGAGCACAUAACCAGCUGUUAGACAUGGCAGGUGACUUAUAGUAUAUUUGCAAUUGGUUUUAAAACCAAUGCACCAAACUUCCUUUCUCCAAACAGCCAUCUUUAUACUUAGGGGAAAAAAAAUUUGUUGGGUUCUAGAAUGUUUUUAAUAUAAAUUUGCUGAUGUGGAAUUAAGUUUAAGUGUUUAUGUGCAUAUAUUUUUUAUAUAAAUUUUUUUUUCCUGUUCAGUUUCAGUGAUCCAACUGGCAGUGAAUAAAUAUGGCAUAAGUUAAUAAAGCUUUCCCCAAAAACGGUGCUUUGGAUUUGAAAAGGGUCUGAUGGGGAAAAGGGGGAAAUAUUUUCCUAGAUUCCUCUCUUGAUAAACCUAGAAGAAUGGGCAGUGGGUUACGGAUGGGAAGGAAGCCAUCCAGGAAGAAGGGACAGCCAGCAGGAAAUGAGUGUGCACCCCCAUGGAAAUGGGUACCAGGAACUCGUGAUCAGGAUCAGGGACCUCAGAUAGAUUUAUAUUUCUUGAAGAACAGCUGGCAGAGUGGUACCCAAGACACUGGGCUGCAAGGAUACUCUCUCUGAUUUGGGGUUUGCAUUUUUUAUGGUUCUUUUCACCUCCUGUUUCCCCUGGAGUUUUCCAUUAGCGACUUUUUGUGCAAGGAUUUGAUUUGAGACUUCCUUCCCUGCCCUAGAAAAGUUUCACGUAAUAUAUUAGUUGGGAGGUAGAGCUCUAAGUGGAAAAAUAAAGGCUGGUUCUAGCCUGGGUGACAGUCUUGACUAGAUCCUUCCCACAGGUGCCCUCUGCCCUCUGAAAUGACUCUCCAACUCUAAAGGUUGUAGAGAGACCACCGAGAAAUCCCGCCAGCACUUGUGAGUUCCUUAGAGUUUGCGUUCCUUCUUCCCGUUGAGCUUCAGAGGGGGGAGUCUGCACACUUAAAUCUGAGUGAUGACCUUACUGCCAAAAACCAGAGGGGUGUGGCAAGCUCACAUGUGCCCUGAAACCUCUGAACACGUCACUUCCUUUCUUUCCUCCUUUCCCUGCCUAGUGAUUGAAGCAGCCCAUGAUGCCAUCACGAAGUGCGUACUUCCUCACUCUUCCUCACUCUCCGUAUCUGAGGACCACCCCACUACUGUGGUGGGGGUGGGGCACUUAUAAAUGUCUGCUCUUCUUAAGCCAUUCCAGGCUCUUCCUCAGAAAAGACCAGACACCCUUCCAUUUAGCUCAGUGCUGUCCUUUGCCUUCCCAGCCCUGCUGUUGGGCCUGCUGUCCCCUUUCCUCCUGAUUAGGAGAGAUGGAGGGAAGUGAGCUCCCCAUGGCUGAAUUGGCCUUUCGUUCAUGUUUCUCCCCAUAUGUAUAUAUGCCAUAUGUGAAUAUGCCAUAUAUAUGUGCCAACAAAUCUAUCUGUGUUGUUCUUUUCAAAUCAACAGAUAGGAAUUUUGAGUUUCUUCUUUUUUUUUUUUUUUUUUUCUUCAGUAACUAGUAUAACAGGCACUGGUAUUUUUGUAUAAAAGGAAAAAAAAACAAAACAAAAGAUUGACUAUUGUGAUCUGCAUGACAUAAACAAACAAAUGGUGAUAUCAAAGCAACGUGUACCCCACUGUGUGUUGCCGUAAUCUGCAGUUCAGCUAAACUGUGCACCCAAUCUGUAUUUGCAUUUUGAUAUUAUUUAAGCUCUCUGUACAAUGUUUUGCAUGUAUUUAUAGGGUUCUUAGAAAAAAAAUGCUAUAAACUGGCAAAUCUGAAAUUCAAAUAUGUUGUUCCAUUGAGAAAGGAAGAAUAGAAGGGGAGUUUUAAAAGAAGGGGGAAAAAAAGGAUAAUUUUUUUGGAACCAAUAAAGCUGUUGCUGACGAGCAGAAACCAAACUGUUGUGCACUGAGAAUAAAAACCCAUGCCCACUUGA